AUAAGAGUAAAGAGGGAGGGGAAAAAAGUUUGGGACUUUCCCUCUGCCCUCGCUCUUUGCAAGCCGAGUUGGGAGGAAAGUCUUUUUCUCCCGCGUGUAUCUUGUCUAAGGAGUCACAGCGCAGGCAGACAAGCCAACGGCGGUCUCAACUCGUCAAAGUCCGCCACUGAAUUCAGUGCCUAAAGUGCACACUCUCUCAGAGGCUGUCUCCUGGAUUCCUUCGCUAUACUUCAGAUCUUUUGGGAGCCUCAGUUUUGACGUGUGGACAUUUGAUUUUUUGGCAGCGAAUUUUUGCUGAUAACGGUUUCAGUAUUUUUUUAAAAAAAGGAUCUUCUAUAUGUAAGGUUCUUAUUUGGGUUUCCCCCAUUUAGUUAUUUCUUGCCGUUUGAAGCCUUUCAGCUCACGCACACGGACCAGAUUAUCCCCAAAAUCUUCACUGCUAACCAGAUAAGAUCAAAUAUUCUUCGCUAAGGUGAAGAAAGCAAAGCUUCCUGAUUUAAGAGAAAGGUUCCCGUUACUGAACUAUGAUCAGCUACCAUGGCAGCCCAAGCACAGACCACUGCCUCUGAAAAGAAAGAGGGGAAGAGCUCCAUUAUCGAAGGGGAUGUCUUUGGUGAGGCAAACAAAAAGUCAGCAGGCUCCACAGCAGCGCGAGCCUCGCACCACAUCUUCCCGGCAUUCCACACGCCUAUACCGAUCGACAUGCGACAUCAUGAGGGAAGGUACCAUUACGAGCCACACUCUAUCCACGCUAUCCACGGGCCUCCUCUGGCUGGAAGCCCAGUCUUCUCCGACAUCUCCCUCAUCCGCCUCUCUCCUCAUCGGAAUCCAGCAGGGACAGGGGAGUCCCCCUUCAGCCCACCCCACCCUUACGUCAACCCCCACAUGGAACAUUACCUGAGGACCAUGCACGGGAGUCCCACACUCUCUAUGAUUUCGGCUGCAAGAGGCUUGAGUCCAGCUGAUGUUCCACAUGAGCACUUGAAGGACAGAGGUCUGUUUGGCUUGCCUCCUCCCCCACCAGGAGCUAACCCAGCUGAGUACUACCAUCAGAUGACCCUAAUGGCCACUCAUCGAAGUCCAUACGGUGACAUCCUCAUGCAGACCAGUGGAACGGGCGGUCCGACGCACAUCACAGAUUACAUCAACCCUGUGGACAUGUCAAGGUUCUCCAGUCCUCGCCCAGCCCCGAGGAUGAGCAGGAAGAGAGCCCUGUCCAUCUCCCCGCUCUCCGAUGCCAGCAUUGAUCUACAGACUAUGAUCAGAACAUCCCCCAACUCGUUGGUGGCUUACAUCAACAACUCGCGGAGCAGUUCGGCAGCCAGCGGCUCAUACGGGCAUCUGUCAGCAGGUGCAAUCAGCCCAGCUUUCAGUUUUCCUCACCCAAUCAACCCAGUGACCAUCCAGAUGCACCAGCAGAUACUGAACCAGCAACGCACCCUGAACUCCGCAUUCGGCCACACUCCACCCCUCAUCCAGCCAUCACCACCCUUCGCCCCACGACAGCACUUGUCCAGCACGUCUGCAGUUUUGCCACCCACUCAAGCCAACAAUGCCUCUUCUGAGGUCUCUCAGAGCAAACUGAGUGGAGAGUCUGCUGUGAGCAGCACCGUGGACCCCCUGAUCAACAAACGCACCAAAGUUAAAAGUGAAGUGGAAGGCCCACGGACUGUCUCUCCCAUCACUGAGGACCGUCUGGCAGGGCUGACUGAGGCGAAGGAUGACUUGGAUAAAGAUGACUGUAAACAGGAGCCCGAAGUCAUUUAUGAGACGGUGUGUCACUGGGAAGGCUGCAGCAAGGAGUAUGACACUCAGGAGCAACUGGUGCAUCACAUUAACAAUGAGCACAUCCACGGGGAGAAGAAGGAGUUUGUUUGUCGGUGGCGGGACUGCUCCCGCGAGCAGAAGCCGUUCAAGGCGCAGUACAUGCUGGUGGUGCACAUGAGGCGGCACACCGGGGAGAAACCACACAAAUGCACUUUUGAGGGUUGCAACAAAGCCUACUCACGACUCGAGAACUUGAAGACUCACCUCCGGUCACACACUGGGGAGAAGCCGUACGUCUGCGAGCAUGAAGGCUGCAACAAAGCCUUCUCCAAUGCCUCAGACCGAGCCAAGCAUCAGAAUCGGACUCAUUCCAAUGAGAAACCUUACGUUUGUAAAAUUCCCGGAUGCACCAAGAGGUACACAGACCCAAGCUCGCUGAGGAAACACGUGAAAACCGUGCACGGGCCGGAGGCCCACGUGACGAAAAAGCAUCGCAAUGACGUGCACCCGAGGCCUCCACCGCCCAAAGAGCCGAAUGACCACGAUGCAGCCAUUGGCCACAGUAACAGAGUGUCUGAAGGGAAGGGCGAAGCGAACAGCACCAGUGGAGGCCCGGAGGACAGCCUGCAAGUGAAAACCAUCAAAACUGAAAACUCCGUGAUGUAUCAGUCCAGUCCUGGUGGCCAAUCUUCAUGCAGCAGUGAACCAUCGCCACUUGGCAGCACCAACAACAAUGACAGUGGAGUAGAAAUGAACAUCAACAGUGGAGGUAGCCUGGGAGAUUUGACCGCAUUAGAUGAUUCCCCAAUUGUGGACUCCACUGUUUCAUCUGGAACUUCAGCAAUCGGCCUUCAGUUGAGAAAGAACAUGACAGCAUCCCAAAGACUUGAGCAACUAAAGAAAGAAAAAUUGAAGCAGGUUAGAGAUAUUUCUUCAUGGGCAAACCCAAUGCCACCAGUCAAAAACACAAAGCUUCCUCUCAUCCCCUUGAAUGGAACUUCACUGGAGAAUUCAGGUACUGGUGGUUCUGCUGCUAUAUUGCCGAAUCCCAGAAUAAUGGAGCUGUCCAACAGUGAGAUCACUGUGCUGAAUCAAUGGAAUGAUCGCCGGGACAGCGCCACAAGUACGAUCAGUUCAGCUUACACUGUCAGUCGCAGAUCCUCUGGCAUUUCCCCUUACUUAUCCAGUCGCCGUUCCAGUGAGGCUUCUCACAUUGGUGGCCGUCCAAAUAACAUCAGCUCUGCCGACUCUUAUGACCCCAUCUCGGCUGAUUUAUCGCGGAGGUCCAGCGAGGUCAGUUACUGCGGCUCGCUCAACCUCACACCGGCGGAGCAGUACCGGCUGAAGGCCAAGUACGCGGCUGCAACGGGCGGGCCGCCGCCGACUCCACUGCCAAACAUGGAACGAAUGAAGGCGAGGGCCACCCUCCUGGGUGAGGGCCUCAGUUCAAUGAUUUCCCCCUUCCCGCCUCCCGCUGCUCAGAGGCGAUGUAGCGAUGGUGUCCCGCGGGGAUACGGUACAGCAGCGCUCAGGCCCCAUGAAGUGGCUGGCAACAGCACCCGCCGGGCCAGCGAUCCCAUAAGGAGGACCGCUGUGGAUCCGCUGGCUCUUCCCAGAGUCCAGCGUUUCAGCAGCAUGAACAGUAUGAACCCACUGCCCUUGCCACCAGCCAUGGACAAAAGGCACUUCGGCCUUCUGAUCAGCACUCGCUCGGAUGGGAGCCUCCACAGGUGUGCCUACUCACCUCGGCCUCCAAGCAUCAGUGAGAACGUUGCUAUGGAGACAGUGGGAGCCGACAUUAGCACUCAGGCUGUUGAGGACGACAUCAUGCUGCCUGACGACGUGGUGCAGUACAUCAACUCUCAGGAAAAUCGGCUGGCCCAAGAGAGCAGUUCGUUGAGUUACGCUGGCCAGAUGCAAGGCUUCCAAGAAAGCAUGAGCAUGCAGAAUCAGAACGUGUACAGCCAGCGAGGGGUCGCGAUGGUAGGUAGCAAUAUGAACCAAUCAGGCUCUAUGAUGGCACAGUGCGAGAUGAGUCCAGGGAGUCAACCAUACCAGGGUUCAUCUGACCUGAACAAGAACACCAUGCCGGUUCAGUGGAACGAGGUUAGCUCAGGUACCGUGGAUGUCAUUCCCGAUCAGUCAAAGCAGCAGUUCUCCCGUUCAAACUUGGCGCUCGUUCAGCAAAAGCAGAUGUUCGACCAAUACCAGAAUCUCAACCCUGCCCAAGCGGCUGUUACAAUGAAUCAGAAUGAAAUGACUCUGGCACCACAAGGGUUAAUGCAGAGAAACAUUGGACAGAAAGGGAACUAUCUGCAACAACCACAGCAGAUGAGUCUGUGUGAGAAUGCUAAUCUGCCUCUCAGCCCACAGCAAACCUACAACCAGUCCAGCCAAGUGCUGAGUCCCAACAUUACUAGCAGGACCCUAAGCCAAACAUCUUGCAGUAAUAUGCCUGUGAACAAUAUUAUGGGUUCAGCUGUGCCAGCGGGUACUCAAGACUUUAAGCAGAUAGCAAUGACUCAAAACAAGGAUCCAGCCCUCAAAAGCUAUGCUCCAGCUGAACAGGUCCAUGCGCCAAUUCAUCAGCAGAUGACAGCCACAAGCGAGGCGUCAAUGGCGAUGAAUGGGUGCCGUGGGAGAGGGGAAUCAGGCCAAGUCAUGCAUCUUGCAAGCCAGCAGAGCUAUGGGUCUCAUGUCCAGUCUGGUAGAAAUCCAGACUGUGCCAACUUUGGUGUUCAUGGUGUCCUAAGCCAAACCAAUUCCCACAUCAGCCCAAAUCAGCAGAACUUCAGCCAACAGGGACAAAAUGUCAUGAAUUCUGUUGGGCACAAUAUAAGUCGUGGAAUGAUGCAGGCUCAUCCACCGCAGAGCUCAAAUCCAUCAGUGCGGCAGCAUGGUCUGAUGAAUUCAGUAAACAUGCAGCAACAGAGUUACUUGCAACGACCACUUCAGAUGAAUGGGAUGGGCCCCAGCCAUGGACACUCUGAAGUAAGCCAAAGCCAGCCUAGUAAUCAAUUGUCAAUGCAGUCCCAGCAGUGUCAUACCGAUGGCCCCAACAGCAACAUGAUGUUUUAUUCUGGUCAAAUCCACAUGUAUGAACAAAAUGGUAACUAUAAUGGACAAAUGGACUGUGCUGUUCAGCAGCAACAGCACAUGUCAAGUGUUAAAGCUACAACGAUGUCUUCACCAGGCACCAACCAGGUAUCAAGUACUGUCAAUUCCCAUAGCCUAGAUCAAGCACAGAUAGAUUUUGAUGCUAUCAUGGAUGAUGGUGACCAUUCUAGCUUGAUGUCAGGGACACUAAGCCCCAGCCUUCUGCAGAAUCUCUCCCAGAAUUCUUCCCGCCUCACUACUCCCCGGAAUUCUCUGACUCUGCAGCCCAUUCCAGCCGGAUUGACUAAUAUGGCAAUAGGAGACAUGAGCUCUAUGUUGACUACCUUGGCCGAAGAAAAUAAAUUUCUUAAUAUGAUGUCUUAAAUGGGCAAAAAUAGGAAUGAACAUUGUACAAUUUCUAAUUCCCGCCAACUUCAAAGCAAGAUGCCUAAAACAGAUUCUUUUGAAACAGUAACAUUCCCAAGGAAAGCAAUUUUUUUUAUAGACUUUGUAUUUUAAUGUAUAAAAAGAAACCUUUAUUAUUCUGCAAUGUACUUUCUGCAAGGGAAUCUGGACAUUUUACAAAGGCUUGUAUAUUUGUGAAUAGGGAUUUUCUGUUGUGUUUUGAAGAAAUAGCCAGUGAACUGAUACGUUACGUCCGGAGGUGUAUUAUUCGAACUGGGACUCUUGGCUUGUUUCAAACUUGUUGUAAAGCACUGAUAAUGUACAAUAGACCAAACAGACAAGGGCACAGACCAAAAAUUGCCCAUUUCUUCCAUAUAAAUAGUAGAUGUGUGCUUUCUUACAUUUCACUGGUGUGAACAUUUCAUUGUGCAUCAUUUGAUUCAGUGUCACUGAAAACUAUUCUAGGUUGGCUGAGGUAAAGAACAAUAGGUACAUUGACAAGUGCCAUCAAAGCCAUAUUGUAUACCACUUCCUUCUCAGAGAUUAGCUCUUAAUAUCCUGCAUCUGGGUAACUUGCCAUAGUAAAAUCUCAUGACAAUACAGACUCAAGUGUAUGAACAUUGUCCGUUGUAAAUGAUAUGGCACCAAAGAUCUAGGAAUGCCCAUGUUAUCAUGUCAAAAAGUGCCUUACUAUGUCAUGUUAUUUUCAAAUAGUGAAGGCAUCCUUUCUGUUUAAGAAAUUUUGGAAACAAUUUGCUUGUAAUAUGGCAGCGCUAUUGGUACAAUACUAGUUAACAUGCAGUGGUUUAAUGAAAAUAGUUUCUUUAUAUGUGAGGAUUAUUGUGAACGAUAUGCAAAUGUCUUUUCAAUAUAUAUGAACUGAAAUGUGUUCUUUGUUGUGCGUUCUUAGUGCAUAAAGCAUCUCAUGUAAAGAAAUUUCAAGCAUUGGACCCCUAUUCCAGUUUGUAAAUAUACGACAUGUUAAAACAGUGUUUUGAAUAAGAGCGCCAAACUGACUAUUUUUAAUCAACAUGUAGCCAGCACAUUCCCUGUAACCAAUUUCAAAACAUGGAAUAGAUCCAAUGAUCAAAAUGUAUAUACGCUUUUUGUACAAUAACAAACUUUUCUUUAAUAAAAGCAAUGUUG
Molecule: messenger RNA, 6414 nt
Organism: Hypanus sabinus (Atlantic stingray)
Lineage: Eukaryota; Metazoa; Chordata; Chondrichthyes; Myliobatiformes; Dasyatidae
Gene: gli2a
Product: GLI family zinc finger 2a
Exons: 15
Coding region: 538-5247 (1569 amino acids)
Biological process (GO): smoothened signaling pathway; regulation of transcription by RNA polymerase II
Cellular component (GO): nucleus
Molecular function (GO): DNA-binding transcription factor activity, RNA polymerase II-specific; RNA polymerase II cis-regulatory region sequence-specific DNA binding
Source: RefSeq, a predicted model, not a curated record